Gekko japonicus is the source of this 1237-nucleotide messenger RNA. It is a transcript of the gene CMKLR2, whose product is annotated as G protein-coupled receptor 1. Gene Ontology annotation, biological process: complement receptor mediated signaling pathway; inflammatory response; phospholipase C-activating G protein-coupled receptor signaling pathway. The record is from RefSeq and is a predicted model, not a curated record. Gene Ontology annotation, molecular function: G protein-coupled receptor activity; complement receptor activity. The transcript has a single exon. Gene Ontology annotation, cellular component: plasma membrane. NCBI's taxonomy places the organism in Eukaryota, Metazoa, Chordata, Lepidosauria, Squamata, Gekkonidae. Bases 12 to 1100 code for a protein of 362 amino acids.
CAGCCAGCAACAUGCCAUCGGCUGACUUCAUGCAGUAUGAAGAUCUUGACAAUUUCACCUACUACUUUGAGAGUUACGAAGAAGAGGAGCCGCCUCAGCCCUCGCUCAGUCACGCGCACAUCGUUUCUCUUGUGCUACACAGUUUAGCUUUCCUCCUAGGAGUGCCUGGCAACGCAAUUGUCAUCUGGAUCAUGGGCUUUAAAUGGGAUAAGACGGUCACUUCCCUCUGGUUCCUCAACCUUGCCAUUGCAGACUUUAUCUUUGUCCUUUUCCUGCCUCUCUACAUCACCUACGUGGCCACGGGCUUCCACUGGCCAUUUGGGAAAUGGCUGUGCAAAGCCAACUCCUUCGUCGCCUUGUUCAACAUGUCUGCCAGUGUCUUCUUCCUUACGGCCAUCAGCCUCGACCGCUAUGUUCACCUGAUCCAUCCUGUCUGCUCUUACAAAUAUCGGACGGUCAGAAACACUUGUAUCUUGAUUGCCAUCAUUUGGACCUCGGCAACCAUAAUUGGAAGCCCGGCCUUGUAUUUCAGAGAUACGCUUACCCUGCACAACAAUUUCACCAUUUGCUACAAUAACUUUCAUCCGCAUGACCCCAGCCUCACUGUCCUGAUACACCAUGUUCUCACCUGGGUGAGGUUCUUUUUUGGUUAUCUCUUCCCUCUCCUAACCAUGAUAAUUUGUUACUCCCUUCUAUUCGUCAAGGUGAAGAAGAACGUCGUCUUGACUUCCAGCAGGCUUCUUUGGACUGUCCUGGCCGUUGUGGUUGCCUUCUUCGUUUGCUGGACCCCCUACCACAUCUUCAGCAUCAUUGAGCUAACAAUUCACCAUAACGAUUACUAUCACGCCUUGCUCCGGGAUGCCAUUCCUGUGACUGUCGGAUUUGCUUUCAUCAAUAGCUGUCUUAACCCGAUCCUUUACGUCCUUCUCAGCAAGAAGCUGCGGUCUUGCUUUCAGGUGACAUUUUCAGAAUUAGUGAAACACACCCUGUGGGAGGUCAGCCGGUCAGGGACAGUCAGCGAACAAGUUUGGAACUCUGUGAGUCUGCAGCAGUACGAAACCCCCGGGGCGAAAAAUCCUUCCAGCGAAACCACUCAGUAAUUCGGCUAUCCACCUUUCUUUCUAAAGAACUCGUUUACUAAAUAUCAGGAGGGUUUUGUAAGUAAAUAAUAUGAGAUUUAUAUACCCAAGGCAUGGUAGAUUGAGGCUGGGUAAUAUUUUGAAAGCUCAUUUCAAUU